UUGGUUUCUCCUCCUUUUCUUUCCGAUGCAAACGUAGAACUCGUUCAAACAAACCAAACCACAAAAGAGAAGAAACAUGGAAAUGGAGUCGAGUAGUUUUCUUUGUCCCAUCAAAUACACCCACCACAGGAACACCACCAAGAAAUUAACUAAACCUUCCCGGAAAGUAGAGCCCGGCACUUCCAUCGCCCCAAAAAUUGUUCGCAUAAUGAUGACCGAUCACGACGCCACAGACUCAUCCAGUGAUGAAGAAGAGGGAGAGUACUACUUUGGUCGCCGGAGAGUGAAGAAAUACAUCAACGAAAUCAGCAUAGAAACAGACUCGACAACUAGUCGGGUGAUCACCAACAAUGGCCGGAAAAGACCCGCCGUAGAGAUACGGCCGGCUACUCGGCGACCAGCACAGAAGACCCCUCCUUGUCAUCCGGCCAAUGGCGGCAGCCGGAAGUUUAGAGGAGUAAGACAACGGCCUUGGGGUAAAUGGGCGGCUGAGAUUAGAGAUCCCGGCAAACGCGUAAGACUGUGGCUGGGAACCUUUGACACAGCAGAGGAAGCGGCUAUGGUGUAUGAUAAUGCCGCCAUUAAACUGCGAGGUCCUGAUGCUCAAACAAAUUUCUCGGCGCCACAAAUAGUAGAAUAUGCCGCACACUCUGUUGAGGAAAAGAGUAUUGUCAGUGAAGUCGAGAUUGAGCCGGAAACAACGACACCAAACGUGACGGCUGUAUCAGUUUCUGGCUAUGAAUCCGGUGACGAAACUCAUCAUCUCUCAUCUCCCACCUCCGUCCUACAGUUCGGAACUCAUCCAACCGAAGAGGCUGAGCCACUGCUAAUGGAGAAGAAGCCAGCUGAGAAAGUAAAUGUUGUUCAAGAGUGUCUAGUUGAACAAACUCCGACGUUGUUGUUGCCGUGUAUGCAGGACGAAGAAGGGUUCAGGUUCCCAACACCGGAGUCCCCCAUUUUCGAGUCUCCGCUUUUCUUUGAGUCACCGUUCUUCGACGACACGGCGGUUCCCGGACCACUCGUGUUCGAUGACUUCGGCGGCUUGUUCCGAAUGGACUCGUUCGACUCGUCGUCCUUUUCUGCUCAGACGACGUCGUCCAUGAUGUGUCAAGGAGAUGACUGUUUUCAAGACAUUUUUGGCUCAGACCCUCUAGUGGUCCUCUGAAGAAUACUGAAACUGUUAGA
This is a messenger RNA of Argentina anserina (silverweed cinquefoil), 1185 nucleotides long. RefSeq names its product ethylene-responsive transcription factor CRF4. Lineage: Eukaryota; Viridiplantae; Streptophyta; Magnoliopsida; Rosales; Rosaceae. Bases 77 to 1165 code for a protein of 362 amino acids. Gene Ontology annotation, biological process: regulation of DNA-templated transcription. Gene Ontology annotation, molecular function: DNA binding; DNA-binding transcription factor activity. The transcript has a single exon. The record is from RefSeq and is a predicted model, not a curated record.